AUGUGGGAUGAAGAGAAGAAGGAAGAGAAGAAGGAAGAGAAGAAGGAAGAGAAGAAGGAAGAGGAGAAGGAAGAGGAGGAGGAAGAGGAGAAGGAAGAGGAGAAGAAAGAGGAGGAGGAAAAGGAGAAGGAAGAGGAGGAGGAAGAGGAGAAGGAAGAGGAGAAGGAAGAGAAGAAGGAAGAGGAGGAGGAAGAGGAGAAGGAAGAGGAGAAGGAAGAGGAGGAAAAAGGGAAGAAAAAUGAAAAGAAUGAUAAAAGGAAGAGAGGAAAUAAUUUGCUACAAAAGAGAAUGAAACAUUUUCAAUUGAUAGUAAUGAUAUUAAUGAGAGAGCAAGCAGUUCACUUUGCUUAA
Cercopithifilaria johnstoni is the source of this 351-nucleotide messenger RNA. NCBI's taxonomy places the organism in Eukaryota, Metazoa, Nematoda, Chromadorea, Rhabditida, Onchocercidae. The record is from the annotation of a GenBank genome assembly.